UUUCCGGCUCUCCUCUGCCCCUCCGCGGUGGAAAACCCCGGACGGAGGCCCGCGGUGUGCGCUCCUCCUCCCGCAGGCCUUUGGCCCGGAAUUCCACGUUUCUGCUGAAAAAUGGACGGAUUCACCGGCAGUUUGGAUGACAGCAUGUCGGCGACGAGUGUCUCCGACGUCAACGACCGCCUUUCGGCUCUGGAGCUGCGCGUCCAGCAACAGGAAGAUGAGCUGACGGUGAUGAAGGCCGCGCUUGCUGAUGUGCUCCGUCGUCUCUCUGCCUCUGAGGACUCUGCAGCGAGUAAGAAGCAGCAUGGAGGGAAAGGGGGAGCUGCCAUGCGUGAAGCCUACUCCAUGUCCUGCAUCUCCAACGGAGGAACACCUGGACGGAAGAGAGACUCUACCUCUGUCACCAGGAAGGAGACGCUGUCGUCUGCCGCCAAGAGCGGCACGGAGAAGAAGAAGGAAGUCAGCAGUCAGCGAUCCCACAUGGAGGAGAUCCAAGAGCAUGAGGAAGCUCCUCUCCAAAAGGACCUGUCUCCCAAUCACUCCUCCCCCGUACCGUCCCACACCCCCCAGAGAUCGGCCCCACCCUCUGAUGGGAGCAAAGGCCACGCUCUUCCUAAAAGGGGUCCCAGCGUGAAGCGGUCUUCAGGGAUGGAGCGAUCUCAGAGCAGCACCUGGGACUCUUCAGAGAAGAACAGGAACAAGCUUGUGAAAGCUGCGUCCACCUCCAAGCUGCUGGCUAAAGUGAAGAACACAGACAAACACAAAGAUCCAGUGGUCAGCCAAGCCAGAAUGUCGACCCGAGAGAAAAACAGCCUAGCUGAGGGAAACUCCAUCAAGAUGUUCAUGCGUGGUCGACCAAUCACAAUGUUCAUCCCUUCAGAUGUGGAGAACUACGACGAGGUUCGGACAGAACUUCCUCCAGAACGACUCAAGCUAGAGUGGGUGUACGGUUAUCGGGGCAGGGACUGCAGGGCCAACGUCUACCUGCUUCCAACCGGAGAGAUCGUUUACUUUGUUGCGUCGGUGGCGGUUCUGUUUAACUACGAGGAACGGACUCAGAGGCAUUACCUCGGACACACCGACUGCAUCAAGUGUCUGGCCAUCCAUCCAGAUAAGAUCCGAAUUGCAACGGGACAGAUCGCAGGAGUGGACAAAGAUGGACGAGCGCUGCAGCCUCAUGUACGGGUCUGGGACAGCGUCAGCCUGUCCACCCUGCAGGUCAUUGGUUUGGGAACCUUUGAACGGGGCGUUGGAUCUCUGGCAUUCUCUAAAGCUGAUUCGGGUCAGCACCUGAGCGUCAUUGAUGACUGUAACGAUCACAUGCUGACCGUUUGGGACUGGCAGAAGAAGUCAAAGAUCGCAGAGAUCAAGACCACUACUGACGUGGUUCUGGCCGUGGAGUUCCACCCGACGGAUCCAAACACAAUCAUCACUUGUGGAAAGUUCCACAUCUUCUUCUGGACCUGGAAUGGGACCUCGCUGCUUCGGAAACAGGGCCUCUUUGGGAACCACGACAGGCCGAAGUUCAUCCAGUGUCUGACCUUCAGGAGCAACGGAGACAUCGUGACCGGAGACUCUGCAGGUCAGCUGCUGGUCUGGACGAGGAACUCUGCUGAGGCACCUCCUGGGAAGGGACCUCAAGCCUUCCAGAUGAGGACCGAUCUGAGACCCAUCGAAGCUCAUGAAAAAGGUGUUUUCUGCAUGUGUGAAAUGAGGAGUGGCACUCUGCUGACUGGAGGAGGAAAGGACAGGAAAAUCAUCCUUUGGGACCACGGGCUGCACCAGGACCGAGAGAUUGAGAUUCCAGAUCAGUACGGUCACAUCAGAGCGCUGUCAGAGGGAAGGGGUGAGGAGUUUCUGGUCGGGACGUCCCGUAACUUCAUCCUAAGAGGAACCUUCAAUGACGGCUUCCAGGUGGAGGCACAGGGACACACGGACGAGCUGUGGGGUUUAGCCACUCAUCCAUCCAGAGAGCUGUUCCUGACGUGCGCUCAAGACCAGCUGGUCUGUCUGUGGAAGUCUGUGGAUCACAGUUUGCAGUGGAGCCGCACUCUGGAGGAACAUGGACACUGUGCAGAGUUCCAUCCCAGUGGGUCCGUGGUCGUCAUUGGAACACACUCAGGAAAGUGGUUCGUUCUGGAUGCUGAGACUUCAGAUCUAGUUGGGAUCCACACAGAUGGGAACGAGCAGCUGUCAGUGAUGCGUUUUUCAGUCGAUGGCAGCAUGCUAGCUGUUGGAUCUCAUGAUAACUUCAUUUACCUGUACAACGUCUCGGAGCGAGGACGGAAGUACAGCCGGUACGGGAAGUGCACGGGACAUUCCAGCUACAUCACACACCUGGACUGGUCACCUGACAACAAGUUCAUCAUGUCCAACUCAGGAGACUACGAGAUCCUUUACUGGGACAUUCAAAACAGCUGCCAGCUGAUCCGGAACCGUUCUGAGUGUAAGGACAUCGACUGGGCGACCUACACCUGUGUGCUGGGGUACCACGUCUUUGGUGUGUGGCCCGAAGGUUCUGACGGGACUGACAUCAACGCUCUGAUGCGAUCCCACAACAGGAGGGUGAUUGCGCUGGCCGACGACUUCUGUAAGGUGCACCUGUUUGCCUACCCGUGCUCCAGAUUCAAGGCACCCAGCCAUAAGUACAGCGCCCACAGCAGUCAUGUGACCAACGUCAGCUUCCUAUACAACGACAGUCACCUGAUCUCAACGGGGGGGAAGGACACCAGCAUCAUGCAGUGGCGUUUGGUGAAGAAAUCCUCCCUGUCCCUCACUGAUGGCAUCAUCUCUAAGUCCGCCCCUCGCAGAGCCGACCCAGUCGUUCCCAUGCCUCCUUCCGCUGCAGUCGCUCCUAUCCCUGAAGCCACCCUGGCCGCCAGCAGGACCCAGGAAACCUCUGAAAUUUCUCCAUCUGCAGAAGUAAUCCCUCUCACAACAGAGUCGACCCCACCCCCCUCAGACACCACUGUGAGCCUGAAGGACAGUCUGGAGACGAGCGACGAUACAGCAACACCCAGUGACGAGGGCCUGCCCCCCCUGACCCCGGCCUCUUAAGAAAAGGGAGUAUGAUCAAGUGUCUCUGUUGCUGCUUUCUCUGAACUCUGGAAGUGAGGACAACGUCUGGACAACCUUUAAACAUCUGGUAAAACUCAGAUUGUUUCAAGACUGCAGUCAGAAAAAUGAUGGUAUCUCUCAAAACUUCACCAAUCUUCUCAGAAACACUCCAGAAUCUUCCAGUUUUAUAGUAAUUUACCACACCAUGUCUGGCCCUCAACCAGGAGCUGCUCUCAUCUCGUUCAGCUGAACAAGCAGGUUUAUCAUGAUGACUGCUAACAGAAGGUCACAUGAUUCAACCAUCAUCAGCUGAGAAAAUGUCAGGUCAGAUUAACAUACUUGCAGUCAGAUCUGGAGGAUGCCUGAUCCACCUGGCACACACCUGUCAGGUUAGUUUCUAACUUUGCUAAAAAAUGAACCUCCGAUGCUCUUUAGCUCAAAUUGUGUAAAUCAGAAUUAGUCAGGUGUUUAAACUCUAAAGUAAAUAUUAGUUUUCUGUAAAACCAUCACUGAAGGAUGCAUACUGCUGCAGGCUUUUAUUCUGAAACUUUACAGAAGACAUUCAGGUUUCAGUCUAAGGCAAAGAAUAAAUGGAUGAAACAAAAA
This is a messenger RNA of Girardinichthys multiradiatus, 3663 nucleotides long. It is a transcript of the gene eml4, whose product is annotated as echinoderm microtubule-associated protein-like 4. The record is from RefSeq and is a predicted model, not a curated record. The transcript is spliced from 24 exons. Gene Ontology annotation, molecular function: microtubule binding. Gene Ontology annotation, biological process: microtubule cytoskeleton organization. NCBI's taxonomy places the organism in Eukaryota, Metazoa, Chordata, Actinopteri, Cyprinodontiformes, Goodeidae. Gene Ontology annotation, cellular component: mitotic spindle. Bases 112 to 3057 code for a protein of 981 amino acids.